AUGUAUGUGUCCAUCUUCUUCCUCACCUUCGUCAGUGUUGACUGCUACAUGCAGAUCAGAUUGACCAGCCAGUGCUCCAGACUGUUCCGUAUACAGGAGGUGGGCUUCGCCAGGCUGAUGUCAGUGAUGGUGUGGCUACUUGUGCUCCUCAUCAUGGUGCCCAACAUGGCCCUGCCCAUCCAGGACGUCCCAGAGAGGAAGUUCCUGAGCUGCUCCAAGCUGAAGCAGGUGGGACUCCACUGGCACGGCCUCGCCGUCUUCUGGAUGGUCUUCUGUACCAUCCUGUUCCUCAACGCGUCCAUGGCUGUCCUCGAUUCCAACGGUCUGGUGCUAAAGAGGUUGCUGGCGAGCAGGAAUGACCCUGAACAGUGGCGCCAUGCUCGCCGUGCCACCGUCAAUGUUAUGGCGGUGACAGCAGCGUACGUGGUGUGCUUCGUGCCAUACCACGUGGUACGGACGCCCUAUAUGCUAGCCCAGACCGAGGUCAUCACUCCAGACUGUCAGACCAAAAGGCACCUCUUCCUGGCCAAGGAGUCCACAUUACUGCUGGUGGUGCUGCAUCUCUGCCUGGACCCCGUGCUCUACUACUACUUCUCCAUGUCCUGUAAGACAUUGUGUGCUAGCUUAGCCAACUAGUCCGGUACACAGCAGGCAGGAGGCAAGGGCGACACUGUGUGCUAGCUAGUUAGCUAGCUAACUGCUAGCUAGUUAGUUAGCUAACACACAAUGCUGCUCCAGUCUCUCGCCUGCUGUGCUAGCGGGAGGCGCGGGCUACUGGCAGACAGUCAUUCAUGCCUGUUGGGCAUGGUUCUCUGGGUGACACCGUGUGCUAGCUAACUAACAAGCUAGCACAAAGUGUCGCUAAGAAGAUAGCUAGCACAUGGUAGACAGUGUCCUUCGCAAACUGUUUUCCUGCAGUUCUGUCAGACGGUGGGGGCAGGUGUUCGUCAGGCGAAUGACACUGUCUACUGGUUAAUACAUUUAUUUCCCUUUUGACCGUGUAACAAGCAUG
Molecule: messenger RNA, 1012 nt
Organism: Oncorhynchus tshawytscha (Chinook salmon)
Lineage: Eukaryota; Metazoa; Chordata; Actinopteri; Salmoniformes; Salmonidae
Product: probable G-protein coupled receptor 171
Exons: 2
Coding region: 1-636 (211 amino acids)
Biological process (GO): G protein-coupled receptor signaling pathway
Cellular component (GO): membrane
Molecular function (GO): G protein-coupled purinergic nucleotide receptor activity
Source: RefSeq, a predicted model, not a curated record